Molecule: messenger RNA, 453 nt
Organism: Diversispora eburnea
Lineage: Eukaryota; Fungi; Glomeromycota; Glomeromycetes; Diversisporales; Diversisporaceae
Source: the annotation of a GenBank genome assembly
AUGUCAAAAUUGACAAGUAAUCAACGUAACCAACGUCAUUAUGCUUCAAUAAUUCAAUUACCUUUUCAUCCACAUUACGUCCCUCCUGGUCAAAAACCCGUUCUUAGACAAAAACCGACAACAGGAAGGAAAAAAAUUUUAAAAACUUCAUAUAUUAUUCCUUCUUGGACUUUAGGAGUAUCAAAAAAUAAUAACCCAUUCCCCAAAUAUCCGACCGGAGAAUUGAAACAAAAUAAUUCAAUAUUAAUAGGGAUCGUACCUUCUAUUGAUAGAAUUCAACCAUCCGGAAAAGCGUCGUCUAGAGAAAACAAACACAACCGACGAGACGGAGAAAAGAUUCCAAUAUUAUUUAGACUUUCGACGAUAUAUUUUGUUAUGGCUUUUGUUUUUCGACAUUUCAGUCUUCGUAAAAAGGACAAAGAUUAUAAAAUCAUUCCUAAUUACAAUUAUUGA